Neomonachus schauinslandi (Hawaiian monk seal) is the source of this 138-nucleotide messenger RNA. RefSeq names its product zinc finger protein 695-like. The annotation marks the transcript as partial. The transcript has a single exon. Gene Ontology annotation, biological process: regulation of DNA-templated transcription. NCBI's taxonomy places the organism in Eukaryota, Metazoa, Chordata, Mammalia, Carnivora, Phocidae. The record is from RefSeq and is a predicted model, not a curated record.
GAACUGUUGACCUUCAGGGAUGUGGCCAUAGAAUUCUCUCAGGAGGAGUGGGAGUGCCUGAACCCUGCUCAGAGGGCCUUGUACAGGGACGUGAUGGUGGAGAACUACAGGAACCUGGUCUUCCUGGGUGAGGAUUAG